AUGGUGGAAAAGAACUCAGCCAUCGAGUUCAAUCCCUUGGACUCUUCAGACAAAAGGUGCGUGAAUUGGUGUUAUUGGAGAGGGGUGCCAUUUGAUAUUUUAAAACUUAAAGAAAUUGCAGCGAAUUUUUCUCUUUUCGUCAUUAGAUUUGCCAUCUUCAGAUGAAUAUUGGACGCAGACAUGAAGGAUGGGACUCGAGCUGGCAUUGGUUUGAAAGCAAAACAAAAAGAAAAAGAGCCAGUCAGUUUGUAA
Messenger RNA from Porites lobata, 252 nucleotides. Lineage: Eukaryota; Metazoa; Cnidaria; Anthozoa; Scleractinia; Poritidae. The record is from the annotation of a GenBank genome assembly.